This is a messenger RNA of Notechis scutatus (mainland tiger snake), 1774 nucleotides long. NCBI's taxonomy places the organism in Eukaryota, Metazoa, Chordata, Lepidosauria, Squamata, Elapidae. The record is from RefSeq and is a predicted model, not a curated record.
UUGGGGAGUCCUUCAUUUUGUUCCUGGAUCUGUUCUCUGCAGGAAUGUAUUCUCUCCGGCAUCAUGUCCGUCAAUGGCAAGAAAGUUCUGCACAUGGAUCGGAACUCUUACUAUGGAGGGGAAAGUGCUUCAAUUACACCCCUGGAAGAUUUAUACAAAAGAUGGCUUCGCGCUCCAGGAACAAUACUGGAGUCGAUGGGCCGAGGAAGAGACUGGAAUGUCGACCUGAUCCCCAAAUUCCUCAUGGCCUGUGGCCAACUGGUCAAGAUGCUGCUGUACACAGAGGUCACUCGGUACCUGGACUUCAAGGUGAUCGAAGGGAGCUUUGUCUACAAGGGUGGAAAGAUCUACAAAGUCCCUUCGACCGAAGCGGAAGCUCUCGCCUCUAGUUUGAUGGGCCUGUUUGAGAAAAGGCGCUUCCGGAAGUUUCUGGUCUACGUGGCCAACUUUGACGAGAACGACGCCCGCACCUUUGAAGGGGUGGAUCCCAAGAGAACCACCAUGCGUGACAUCUACAAGAAGUUCGAUCUCGGCCAGGAUGUGAUUGACUUCACGGGCCAUGCCCUAGCCCUGUAUAGGACAGAUGAGUUGACGUUCCCAGUAUGGCCGACUUCCUGUCCGUCCUCUGUGGCUGUUCCCUUCGUCCUGGUGCAGCCUGUCGAGUACCAAACCAACGACGAGUGCCGGUUUAAUCUUUCCGCGUCAAAAUGUGUCAAGUACCCAAUUCGAUGGGUUUUGGAGCAGUCGGAUUAUUGGGGUUCGGUCAACCGAAGAUGCAGUGAAGCCAUUUUGACUUUGACCAACCGAACACCUUGGGACAAUUGCUUCCUCGACAGGUUAAGUGCCAUCUACGGAGGGACCUACAUGUUGAACAAACCCAUCGAAGAGAUUGUCGUCGAGAACGGCAAAGUGGUCGGCGUGAAAUCGGAAGGAGAGAUCGCCCGUUGCAAGCAGCUCAUCUGCGACCCCAGCUACAUCCCGGACCGCGUGAAGAAGGUGGGCGAGGUCAUCCGGGUCAUUUGCAUCCUGAACCACCCGAUCAAGAACACAAACGACGCCAACUCGUGCCAGAUCAUCAUUCCCCAGAACCAAGUGAACAGGAAGUCAGACAUCUACAUCUGCAUGAUCUCGUCCGCCCACAACGUGGCGGCCCAAGGAAAGUACAUCGCCAUCGUGAGCACGACCGUGGAGACCAGCGAGCCGGACAAGGAGAUUAAGCCUGCCAUGGACCUCCUGGAGCCCAUUGAGCAGAAGUUUGAGGGCAUCAGCGACUUGUUUUCCCCAACCGACCUGGGCAGAGAAAGCCAGAUCUUUAUUUCCCGCUCCUACGACGCCACCACUCACUUUGAGACCACCUGCGACGACAUCAAAGACAUUUACAAGAGGAUGAUGGGCUCGGAGUUCGACUUCGAAGAGAUGAAGAGGAAGAAGAACGACAUCUACGGAGAGGAUGAGCAACAGUGAGCGGGGGCCGGACGUCUAUUCCCUCCCCCCUCCCUUCCCCUCCCUUCCCCUCCCUGGCUCUCAGCCACAGACCAGGGGGCGAACACCCGCACUCAGGACCAUUAAGCUGAGCGCCCUCCCUGUUUCCCCCCCCCCCCACCCCCCCUUGUCCCCCCCCCCCCCCCCCCCCCCCCCCCCCCCAGCUAACAAUCAUGUGUCCAUUUCAGCUUUUGGAGAGGGGUGUGUGUGUUUUGAUUGGCAGGUGCCGACACCCGUCACUCUUUAACUCUUUGCUAACUCAGCCCCCCCCCCCCCCUCAAAAAUAAAAAAA